GCCCUCCUGCCUUCUCUGAAGCCGAAGACGCCCAUCGCUCCCGGGAGUCGGGGGUCCCGCAGCGCGCGAUCGCGAGAUCGGGCUUAUGUCGGGGGGCGGCAGGCCGCCGGCUGCGCAGAAAAUCCUGCAGUCGCUGCGCCCGCCCCCGGUGUUCUCCACGCCGUCGCGGCCUCCCUUCGCCUCACCCGACGACUACCACCGCUUUCAUGCGCCGACUACCCCUUCUGCCACUGGCUCCGGCGGCAUCGGCUCCGGUGGUGUUGGCGGCGAUAUUGAUGAGGGGCUUGUUAUCCGGACGCAGCUAAAAAGAAAAGCCACACGCGAAGAAAAUAAUGCGGCUGAGUCGAGUGACUGUAUGAUUGUCACCACUGGAGUUACUGGCAAUCCGCUACUCACCCCAGUGUCUGGAAAAGCUGUUAAGAAUUCUAAAUCAAAGACUAAGAACAAUAAAGCUGGGCCUCAGACACCUACGCCAAAUGUUGGCUCACCACUCAAUCCAUCAACUCCUGCUGGUACUUGCCGCUAUGACAGUUCGUUAGGACUUCUGACAAAGAAGUUCAUCAAUUUGCUGAAGCAAGCUGAGGAUGGCAUUCUAGAUUUGAAUAAUGCUGCAGAAACACUAGAGGUUCAAAAGCGACGCAUAUAUGACAUCACAAAUGUCCUCGAAGGAAUUGGUCUUAUAGAAAAGACACUUAAAAACAGAAUUCGUUGGAAGGGCUUGGAUGAUUCAGGAGUGGAAUUGGAUAAUGGCCUUUCAGGUUUGCAGACAGAAGUUGAAAAUCUUAAUUUGCAGGAGCAAGCCUUAGAUGAGCGUAUAAGUGAUAUGCGCGAAAAGCUAAGGGGGUUAACGGAAGAUGAGAACAGUCAAAGAUGGCUCUAUGUGACGGAAGAUGAUAUCAAGGGAUUACCCUGCUUUCAGAAUGAAACUCUAAUUGCAAUAAAAGCUCCUCAUGGUACUACACUUGAAGUACCUGAUCCUGAUGAGGCUGGUGAUUAUCUCCAGAGGAGAUACAGAAUCGUAUUAAGAAGUACCCUGGGUCCAAUAGAUGUUUACUUAGUUAGUCAAUUUGACGAUGGAUUUGAGAAUUUGGGUGGUGCUGCAACACCUCCAAGGCAUACAAAUGUCCCAAAACCUGGACCUUGUGAAGACUUACAUGCAACAAACGCUACACAAAGCAGCAAAUCAAUCAAUGUGGAAUAUAAUAUUCAGCACAGGCAGAAUACUCCACAAGAUCCUAGUUCUUCAAAUGAUUAUGGAGGGAUGACAAGGAUAAUCCCUUCAGAUGUUAAUACUGAUGCUGAUUACUGGCUCCUAACAGAGGGUGAUGUUAGUAUUACUGACAUGUGGGAAACAGCACCAGAAGUGCAGUGGGACACCGCUGUGUUUUUACCUGAAGAUGUUAGCAUCCCACAUGCACAUCAUAGUCCGCGGAUGCAGGUUCCAAGCAUGGAUCAACCAUAAGGUCAUGGCGGUGAAAACUUGACAUAUGGAAUUCCUGGAGUGCUGUUUCAGAAAAUACUGAUUUCAAAAUGGAAAGAUCAGGGCAGCAAGUUCAGACUGAUCACCGUUCUGAAUUUGCUGUUUGUUAUGGAGACGAUUGGUGCCAACUAACUUAUCAGUCUGCUGCCUUGUUUGUUCUGGCACCUGUCCUUCAGUUGAAAAGGCGCCCAUGUGCAUAUUGCACCUUGAAUUCGGGCUGCUAUGCACAUUCGGUAUCUGCUUUAUUUCUCUAACUGAGUAUAUUUUGCAAGGCAAUAGUGGCUCUGUAGCUCUCUUGGGAAUUAAUACGAAUCUUUUUGAGCAAAAACAGUAGGGAAGUCCCCUGUUGUGACUCUUCCAUUAUAUAAAUGGAGUUUAUACAAAGGGGUAAUACAAAUGGAGUUGGGUGAGACAAGGGCAUGUCACAAAUGAUCUAACCAAGAUUGCAUGCCCUCCACCAAACUAUGUUUAGCUCUCUUUAUGAUUAAACCAAAAUGUUCAUUGAAGCUAAUGUCACUGAAGCCUAAUACCCAGCAAUAAGAGCUUCCUAGUAGCACAUGAUGUCCAAUCUGUUUCUAGCUUCAGUAAGCAUCUUAAGCAGUUCCAAUUCCGGUUUCCAUUCAAUCUUUAGGGACAACCAGAAGUUUUAACUGAAUUCAUAGCUGAAGAAGAUAUGAAGCAAAUCUUCAUUGGUCUCUUCAGUACACACAUGUACUGUCAUCAAUAUGUAUGUUUUUUUUUCUGGUUA
Triticum dicoccoides is the source of this 2228-nucleotide messenger RNA. Its product is annotated as transcription factor E2FA-like. The coding region runs from base 86 to 1462 and encodes 458 amino acids. The record is from RefSeq and is a predicted model, not a curated record. Gene Ontology annotation, biological process: regulation of transcription by RNA polymerase II. The transcript has 14 exons. Gene Ontology annotation, cellular component: RNA polymerase II transcription regulator complex. Gene Ontology annotation, molecular function: RNA polymerase II cis-regulatory region sequence-specific DNA binding; protein dimerization activity; DNA-binding transcription factor activity, RNA polymerase II-specific. NCBI's taxonomy places the organism in Eukaryota, Viridiplantae, Streptophyta, Magnoliopsida, Poales, Poaceae.